Molecule: messenger RNA, 809 nt
Organism: Cryptomeria japonica (Japanese cedar)
Lineage: Eukaryota; Viridiplantae; Streptophyta; Pinopsida; Cupressales; Cupressaceae
Exons: 5
Coding region: 141-479 (112 amino acids)
Source: RefSeq, a predicted model, not a curated record
UUUUUUUUUUUCAACGCCCCUUGGCAUGAUGAGAUAGUUAAUUUCAUUCCGAGUUCAUAUCGAAAUUGUUAAGAGCUCACACUCAUUCUAAAAAACGCUUUCCGGCCAAAGCAAACCCGAAGAACAUUACAGCCAGGGCAAUGGGAGAGUCGGAGAAUUCUCAUACAAAUGAAAAAGUAUCUGCUAUGGAAGCAGUACUGUUGGGUGCUUUAGGUCCUGGUGUUAAUAGACCUACCUGGACGGUACUCAAGUGUGUAUUGCUGGCACUAGGUGUGUGCCUUGCAACCAUGUUCUAUGCAGCCAUGUAUUCUAGUCACUCGGUAAUGGCAUUCCAUGUAUUUGUUCUUGUUCUGCUAUCUGGCGGGCUGUUUAUCCUCUUAAGCUGGUUUCUAUCUCAGACGGGAAUUGUUUCAGUAGAAGAACAGAUGAAAGAUAUGAAUGUACCAAGCAAGCAAGCAAUGGCAAAGAAAGAAAGAUGAGAUGGCUUUCUUGAGAGCUAUACUAGUUUUCAGACCAUGAUGGAAGAUAAACUCCGUCAGCUAAAAGAUUGCCAUGAGAAUUGAAAGCUGGUGGUCACUGUAGCACAGUUAUUUGCUGCCAAAGAAUGAACAGAGUUUUUAUGGAGGAGGCUGGCAACAACCAUAGGAAAACAUAAUUUAAUGGAUUUGGGCCUGAUUUCAGUGCUUGAAUGGUCCUCUCAAUCCUAUUUAUGGGAGUGUAACAAAUUUUAGCCCCCAUUUUGGGAGGAUGAAUUUGCAUCUGGUAUAACUUUUGUCCAGUAAUUAAAGUGAAGUCUAAUUCCUUGUUCA